CCACUACUUUUGUCAGUUCCCGUCCCUUUUUAAUGAUGUUUGUUAUCCGACGCGUAGGAUUGUUUUCCGUGGUGCGCCUGGGGCUGGCGCGGAAAACGGGCGCUCGGCGGUCCAGUCGGCAUUUCUCUCCCCGCACCUCGAGCUGUGUGGAUCAAGUCUUAUCCGCGCAUCACUGCCGAAGCUCCAGGAGCUUCGCCCGUAGCCGCCAUGCAUCUCAUCCACGGCAACCAGCUUUUUUCUUCUUGUCGUAGCCCUUGCCUCCGUUCUUUGUUUCAGAACCUUCCCUCUCUUGCUCCGCCUCGCUUUCUUCUCCUUUAACAGUGUGAUUGGCGUUAUAUCGUAGCAUUUACACUUUCCAUGAUGGCGGGUUUUGUACAAAAGGGCGUUAAAAACAUUUUGCAAAAGAACCCCCACGAUGUUGUCUUCCUGUCUGCUCUCCGAACGCCUGUCACAAGAGCAAAGAAGGGCGGUUUGAGAGACGCAUACGACCAUGAGCUGCUCGCAGCUGUCCUGAAAGCCACCAUCACCAAGUUUCCCAACCUCGACCCCGCGAAGAUCAAUGAUGUUUGCAUCGGUACCGUCCUGUCCGAACUCGGCGGCUCGAAAGCAGGCCGCAUGGCCGCCAAUCACGUUGGUAUCCCCACCACCACAUCGUUCAGCACAGCGAACCGCGCUUGCGCAUCUGGUCUCACUGCCAUAACCCACAUUGCGAAUGCGAUUGCCGUCGGGCAAAUCGACGUUGGCAUCGGUGGCGGUAUGGAGAGCAUGACACGCAACUACGGCAGCAGGGCUAUCCCCACGGAGCUGUGGAGGGAAAUGAAGGAGUCGCCUGUGAAGGAGGCCAGAGAUUGUAUCAUGGGCAUGGGCAUCACGGCCGAAAACGUGGCGGAGAGGUACGGCGUAAACCGCGCAGACCAGGAUGCGUUUGCGACCGAGUCGCACAAGCGCGCGGCAAAGGCGAGGGAGUCGGGCCUCUUCGACAAAGAGAUUGUGCCUGUCACCACGAGGUGGAUUGAUCCCGAGGUCCCGGAGAGCGAGAAGGAGAUUACGGUCACCCAGGACGACGGAAUCCGGCCCACAACGACGGUAGAGAAGCUGGGCGCGAUGAAGCCAGCAUUCAAGAGCGACGGUACUAGCACCGCAGGAAACAGCAGUCAGGUAUCUGACGGCGCUUCUGCCGCGCUGAUGAUGCGCCGCUCGACUGCGGCUGAGCUUGGAUUGACAUCGCACAUCAUUGGCAAGUUCGCUGGCUCGCAGGUGGUUGGGUGCUCGCCGGACGAGAUGGGAGUUGGACCUGCGCUGGCAAUUCCGGCGUUGCUGGAGUACACGGGAGUCAAGAAGGAUGAGGUGGAUAUCUGGGAGAUCAACGAGGCGUUUGCCAGCCAGGCGUUGUACUGCAUACGGAAACUGGGGCUGGAAAAUAACAUGGAUAAGAUAAAUCCCAAUGGAGGAGCCAUUGCGUUAGGACAUCCGCUGGGUGCGACCAGCGGCAGGAUGCUGGCUACUUUGUUGCAUGAGAUGGCGAGGACAGAUAAGCAGGUUGGCGUGCUUAGCAAGUGCAUUGGAACAGGAAUGGGCAUGGCAAGUUUGAUCAUUCGGGAGUAAGACUAGCAGUAUCUGUAAACAAUAGAACGUAGAGGUCUUGAGCUUCCCAUACUUUGCAAGUGGUCAACACACGAGCUCUUCACUAUGCCAG
This is a messenger RNA of Paraphaeosphaeria sporulosa, 1696 nucleotides long. Its product is annotated as 3-ketoacyl-CoA thiolase B. Lineage: Eukaryota; Fungi; Ascomycota; Dothideomycetes; Pleosporales; Didymosphaeriaceae. Gene Ontology annotation, cellular component: peroxisome. Gene Ontology annotation, molecular function: acetyl-CoA C-acyltransferase activity. The record is from RefSeq and is a predicted model, not a curated record. Gene Ontology annotation, biological process: fatty acid beta-oxidation; phenylacetate catabolic process. The transcript has 2 exons. The coding region runs from base 358 to 1605 and encodes 415 amino acids.